Molecule: messenger RNA, 1291 nt
Organism: Drosophila ananassae
Lineage: Eukaryota; Metazoa; Arthropoda; Insecta; Diptera; Drosophilidae
Gene: mRpS29
Product: 28S ribosomal protein S29, mitochondrial
Exons: 1
Coding region: 63-1235 (390 amino acids)
Biological process (GO): apoptotic process
Cellular component (GO): mitochondrial ribosome; mitochondrial small ribosomal subunit
Molecular function (GO): structural constituent of ribosome
Source: RefSeq, a predicted model, not a curated record
CGUUAUCGAUCUAUUCCCGUCUCUAAUCCGGUACGCUUGCAGCUCUUAUUUAACGUUUUUGAAUGAAAAUGAUACGGAAUCGUCUUGCCGUGCAGCUCCAGCGACAUGUGCUGCAGAUGUCAAUGUCUACGAAUGCAGCAGCAGCCGCUGCGCCCGCGGAGGGAGCCGCCAUCAGUGAGUUCCGGACUGCGGUGACCAAUCCCGGCGAGCACUCGGCGCUCCAGGUGGCUAAAUUCUACACGAUUCCGGCGGAACAAAAAAAGCAAAUCUUUGCCGGAGGCGGACUGCCCAAGCAGUACGAACAACAGAUCAAAACCUUCACAGAGGCUUGUCUAAUGGUGAGGAAUCCUGCCCUGGAGGUCCUCGAAUAUAUUAAGAAGGCGGAUCUGUCCAAGCCGGUGGUGCGAUACUUGCUGUACGGGGAAAAUGGUACGGGUAAGACCCUGACCAUGGCCCACGUACUGCACUAUGGUGCUCUGAACGAUUUCCUGCUGGUGCACGUGCCAUGGGCGCCGAACUGGAUGAAGCGUCCAAAGGAGGCUUCCAAUGCUGCGGGCCAGGAGGGCAUGAUCGACCUGCCCUUUGACGCGGCAGCUUGGCUGGUGCACUUUAAGGGCCAGAACAGCAAGCUCCUGCAGCGCCUCGAACUGAAGACCAGCAAGGAGUAUGUGUGGAGCAAACGAGAAAGUACCCCGGCAGGUUCCACCCUGCUCGAGCUGGUGGAGCACGGAAUAGCCCGCAUCAAGUACGCUUCGGAGACCACGGCGGCGCUCAUUUCUGAACUGAAGCUGCUCUCCACCGCCGGAAAGUGCAAGGUGAUGGUGGCCAUUGACGGUUACAAUGCCUUCUUCCACCCAGUUACUCGCAUUUUCUCCGACAACAAGCAGCGGGUGACGCCCGACAAGAUCACCCUCACCCACCCCUUCCUGAACAUCACCCGCUAUGACUGGACGAACGGUGUGUGCAUUCUUUCCGUUGACAAGAUCGCUAUGACCGAGGGCCACAUGGACUCCUACAUGCCACGUUACUUGUUGGGCACAGAGGGAUUUGAGCACUUGGACCCCUUCGUGCCGAUCCAUGUGGAGAACUACAGCGAUAAGGAGUUCCACAGCUACAUAAGCUACUACCUGGAUCGCCACUGGAUCAACAAGACGCCGCAGGGCUUUGAGGAGCAGCUGAAGUUUAUGAGCAACAAGAAUCCCUACGCCCUGAUGCAACUGGUCAGAGCCUUGUAGGUGGGGAUCGUCCUGUAUUUGUUAAACUAUAAAAUUAAAUGAUUUGUUAAACACAA